Messenger RNA from Suillus subalutaceus, 249 nucleotides. RefSeq lists its product as uncharacterized. NCBI's taxonomy places the organism in Eukaryota, Fungi, Basidiomycota, Agaricomycetes, Boletales, Suillaceae. Gene Ontology annotation, molecular function: DNA helicase activity. The transcript has a single exon. Gene Ontology annotation, biological process: DNA repair; telomere maintenance. The record is from RefSeq and is a predicted model, not a curated record. The annotation marks the transcript as partial.
AUGCACUUAUCACGGCAUCAUUGGCAUUCAAAACGCUGCUCGCUAUAUUCUCGAUCGAUAUGUGAUGGUAUUCAAUCACGACAGCACUGCAUGUUCUUCGUCGAAGGUCGGCCAGGUAGGGGAAAAACAUUCAUGGUCAAUGCAUUGUCGUCGACACUGCGCGCUGAGGGUCAUAUCAUACUCAUCGUCGGAAGCAGUGCACUUUGUGCGACUGCAUAUAAACGCGGACGUUCUGCUCAUUACUUGUUC